Lottia gigantea (owl limpet) is the source of this 3048-nucleotide messenger RNA. RefSeq lists its product as hypothetical. NCBI's taxonomy places the organism in Eukaryota, Metazoa, Mollusca, Gastropoda, Lottiidae. The transcript has 3 exons. Bases 1 to 3048 code for a protein of 1015 amino acids. The record is from RefSeq and is a predicted model, not a curated record.
AUGGCGAAAUCUGGAGAUUACCAUGACAACGAUUCUGUGAUUGACAGCGAUGCGGUCUAUCAGACUUUUAAUUCCGCCAAAAAUUCAUUUCUGUCUGUUCCGUCCGAAGAGCGCACAAUGAACCCUUAUGUGAAUGUUAUCGGGGGUAAUAAAGGGCGUCCCCUUUCAGCAAGGGGUCUACCACCCCCUCCAACGCAAUCCUUUAUUGCUUCCUCACCCGGAGAAAGUCUACAUCCGUAUGUUAACUUUCCACCGAGACCUACUGAGGGGUCGCGUUCAUUUAGUGCUAAUAGCAAACUACAACCGGGACAGACCUCAUCUGGACAUGACCACCCAUCCCCGAGUCCAACAUCCGCUCUGGGAACACAACAAUAUGUAUCCGGGCUCGAUCCAAAUUCAGCAUUUUAUCGAAAAAGUGAAAAAGAGCGCGAAUAUGAGGAAAUUGACGAAAUCGCAGAGUGCAUCGAGUCGGAUUAUUAUCGGAAAAAUAUGUAUCCGACAAAACCGCAAGCUAAUAAUCAAUCCUAUCAAGAGCGGCCGACAAUAUCUACUUCAGGAUCUAUGCAGGCAUCAACACCAGCUUCAGGUGCGGCUUCAGGAAAAGGGAGCAUUGUUCAAGUACCCGCGAGACCAGUUCCUCCAAAACGAAACCACGGGCCUUCAAGCAGAUCUUCAGGAGCGGAUCAAAAUCAUGCUUCGUUGCCAGGAAUGGUGGACAGAAAUUCCUUCAGAGAUGCCCCGUCCCUAAAGGAUCUCAUGUCCGCAAACGAAGCCGCAAAAAUCCAACACCAUCUGGAAAGCUAUCAAGUUAGAGUGGAUGGGCAGAUAAGGAAUGAACUGUUACAUCCCGGGAAUAAACCUUGGCAUCAAGAUCCAAAACCAAUUCAAAAGAAUGGUAAAAAGCCAGAAUGGUUUCAUGCGCAGAUUCCGCAACCCGAAAAUGAAAUCGAAUAUGUAAACGUGCCUAUCAAGCAACCCGUUGAGGUAGCGAAACAAUCAGUGGUCAACGUCAGACCGAACACAGCGUACCCAUCCUCCCAAAUCCAACGACCAACUGCCCCUCCCCCUCCCAGACCACAAUCAGCAAAACCAGCAACACAAAAGCCACCAUCGACAAAUCCACCGUCCGGAAAACCUCAAACUGUGAACGCACCACACCAAAAUCUCUUAAAAGCCCAAGAAGAGUCGCAAACGGUCGAAAUAUCUUGCGAAUAUCAGAUACCAACCGUUCGUGUCCAAUCAGCGAAGGCAUCAAAAGCUCGGUCGGCCAUGAAAAAUGCCAUCCAAAAGAACUCUCACAACCCAGUCAUGAACUCCGAUCGCGGAAAAUCAAAUGCCGAUAUUGAGAAAAAAUAUUCCAAGUUCGAUCAAAUCGGAACAAUACGCGACACGUUCCGUAGACUGAAGGAAAAACGACGCAACGCACCAGAUAGUUCUUCUAAUUCGGAUCAAGUAACUCAAAAUCAAACAAACGUUCAACAAACGCAGAAUCAUGAACACGAAACUUCUGUGAAUCAUCAGAGAAAUGUCAGCAAUACAAACAAUAAUGCAAAAGUGGAAACUGUGUCUAGUUUCAGUAGCGCUGAUAGUUUUAAUAGCAGUCUGUACAAACAGCAUCCUCCCAAAUCAGGUGAAUCGUUAACUAGUGGGGAGGUAUCUUCGCUGUCUUCCCAAGCGGAGAUGACCGCUGAUCAACUGGAACACAGCGGCUACGCGUCCGACCCGAUCGCUAUCAAUAAAAACGUUGUUGUCGCAAGUGCCAAAAUAAUCGAUAGCGGCUUUGAAACAGCUUCCAUAAGUAGUGCUAUAGGAAAUCAUGCAUAUUCCUGCUCGUGCGUGGACGAAAAAGUAAACGCACCAUGUACGUGCCAAUACACAUCUCCUCAAAAACAAAAUAGUGAAACUAAAACAUCUUGGAGUAAUACAGAUUCCGUUUCAUCGUCGCUAGAGUCGGAAACGACGCUCACCCAGAAUGUGAUAUCGUGCCCAGACGUUGUUCCCCAACGAUUGACUCCAACAAACGGGCCGGACGUGUUAGGACCGGAUGAGCAAUACCCGCAAAAAUCUGAGAAAUCAGACCGCACUGAACCUCAGAAGACCAAGAACAAUAAAAUAUUCUCUAAAAUGCAUACUACGAGUAUAAUGAACAAAAAAGCACAGAAGAAAGGUGUUGCUUCUAAGAGGUACCAAGAACUCGCAAAACGAGGUGUUCCGUUAAGAGUGUCCGUAGUUUCUGCUAAACAACCUAGUGAGAGUUCGGACACUCAAACGGAUUGGAGCGAAUUCGAUUCCAAUUACGAAGCGGAGGUAAUCGAAGAAGAUCCGGAAUUCGCAGACGAGGAGGAAGUGUACUCGGAUUCAGACGCACAAGACUUUUUAGACAGUUUAGACUCGUCCUCUGCACGGAGCAGCGUCAAGGCACCAGCUCGGAUCGGAUCAUUUAAAUCAGGAUCGGUCGUGAACGAGGUGAUCCGGGAGGUUCCGGAAGAGUCCUCGUCGACUUGUGAUGAGGAGUCUAAAGGAUUAUUGAGACCAGGAGAAAAGUUGGUGAAGGGUUUCGAGAUUUCAUCCAGUAGUGCUUCUGAUCAACCUCCUGUUGCAGGAGCUGGCUGGGAUGAAGAAAGUAAAAUCGACAGAAUGUUCACUAAAUCUCUUACAACAAACAAACCAAACUCAUCCAAGGACCCAGGAAUGGGGUUGGACGAAACGACCAUCCGACAAAUUGUCCAGAAUCCCGCCACAAAUCGAGCGCAGACGCUAGGUUACCGUCCGCCAGUUCCGGUUCGGAAGGGCCUGGACACGCAUCACGUUAAAUACUGUCAAGAAAUGGCGUCUAAAUGUAACUUACUAGAAUAUGACGACUUGAUGCCAGCUCAUGUGGACAAAUUCCAAGUUCUGCGAGAUAAACUUCAGAAUGAAGCCAAGCUUGGAUCUGUGGGCGUUCAGCUGUUGGACAUGAUACAGAAAUGUUGGUUAAACGAUUGUCCGCCAUCGACGGGACAACUGGUGAAACAACUGAGAGGUCCCGUCACAGAAACGGAAUUAUAG